Molecule: messenger RNA, 1362 nt
Organism: Cornus florida
Lineage: Eukaryota; Viridiplantae; Streptophyta; Magnoliopsida; Cornales; Cornaceae
Product: cinnamoyl-CoA reductase 1-like
Exons: 5
Coding region: 53-1060 (335 amino acids)
Molecular function (GO): oxidoreductase activity, acting on the CH-OH group of donors, NAD or NADP as acceptor
Source: RefSeq, a predicted model, not a curated record
UCCAAGGACCAUUGUCUUUUCCAACUAACACACCUCAGCCGGAAAAGCCAUCAUGCCGUCAGUUUCCGGCCAAACCGUCUGUGUUACCGGUGCCGGCGGAUUCAUCGCUUCAUGGAUCGUCAAACUACUUCUAGAAAAAGGGUAUACCGUAAAAGGAACCGUCAGAAAUCCAGAUGAUCCAAAGAACUCGCAUUUGAGAGAGCUUGAAGGAGCAAAGGAGAGACUGACUCUAUGUAAAGCUGGUCUUCUUGAUUACGGAAGCUUGCGAGAGGCCAUUAAUGGGUGUGAUGGUGUUUUUCACACUGCAUCACCAGUAACUGAUGAUCCAGAACAAAUGGUGGAGCCAGCAGUGAACGGAACUAAGAAUGUUAUAAUUGCAGCGGCUGAAGCCAAGGUUCGGCGCGUGGUCUUCACGUCAUCAAUUGGUGCAGUGUACAUGGACCCUAACAGGGACCCUGAUAUAGUGGUUGAUGAGAGUUGCUGGAGUGAUCUUGAGUUCUGCAAGAACACUAAGAAUUGGUACUGCUAUGGAAAGGCGGUGGCAGAGCAGGUGGCGUGGGAGGUGGCGAAGGAGAAAGGGGUGGACCUAGUGGUGGUAAACCCGGUGUUGGUGCUGGGACCAUUGCUGCAACCAACAAUCAAUGCUAGCAUUAUUCACAUUCUCAAGUACUUGACUGGUUCGGCCAAGACUUAUGCCAACUCGGUCCAGGCCUAUGUCCAUGUCAAAGAUGUGGCAUUGGCACACUUACUCGUCUACGAGACCCCUUCAGCAUCCGGGCGAUACAUAUGUCUUUGCACCGAAAGGAUGCUUCACCGUGGUGAGGUGGUCGAGAUUCUGGCCAAGUUCUUCCCGGAGUAUCCUGUCCCUACCAAGUGCAAGGAUGAGACAAAGCCAAGAGCAAAACCCUACAAGUUUUCGAACCAAAAGCUGAAGGACAUAGGGUUGGAGUUCACACCAGUGAAGCAAUGCCUAUAUGACACUGUCAAGAGCCUGCAGGAGAAGGGUCACCUCCCACUCCCCACACAGCCGCAAGAUGAAUCUAUCCGCAUUCAGACAUAGUUUCUUUUUUCUAGCUACCAUUGAUGAAGGGCACACCUCCAAGCCCCGGCCAUGCUGGCAGUGAUUAUUAUAAAUCUCGUGUGAAGACGUGAAUAGCAGUAGCAUAUUGGUAACUUUCAAAAUAAAAGAUUGAGGGUUUAAAUCGAGAAUAUAUAUAUAUAAAAGUUAAUGUGUAUUGUAGUUAAGCUUUCUUUUCGGGUUGAGUGGUUUGCCAGUUUCCUUUCUACUAUGAAUUAUAUCUAUUUUUGAGAGGUUUGCCAGUUAUCCACUAUGAACUUAUAUCUAUAUAAUGUGAAAAUAGU